UGAUAGUUCUUAGGGGGUACAACAUCCUGAGAAGUUCCAGGGCCCCAGGAAUGUCUGCUAGCUCUUCUUCGGUCAAUCUAGAGACUUCUGACACCUCCACCCUAUGUGGGAAACUACAGAAAAUCAUCUGAAUCUGUCCCUUCCAGAGGCCCCACCAUGUGGAUGCUUCCAGGACAGAACCAAAGCUGGGUUUCUGAGUUCAUCCUGCUUGGCUUCUCCAGUGACCCCACGACCAACAGCAUCCUCUUCAUUGUGUUCCUUCUCAUCUACCUGAGCUCAGUCCUGGGCAAUGGGCUCAUCAUCCUGCUGAUCUGCAUGGACACACAUCUGCACACUCCCAUGUACUUCUUCCUCUGUAUUCUCUCUCUGUUGGAUAUGGGUUAUGUAACCACCACCAUGCCCCAGAUGUUGGUGCAUCUUCUUGCUAAAUCUCAGACCAUCUCCUUUGCUGGCUGCUGGAUGCAGAUGUAUGUGUUUGGUGCUCUGGGUAUAACUGAGUGCACCUUCUUUGUUGUCAUGGCGUAUGACAGAUAUGUGGCCAUUUGUCACCCACUUCGUUAUACUGUCAUCCUUAAGUGGGAUCUGUGCAUAUGGUUGGCAGCUGGAACUUGGAUCUGUGGUUUCCUUUUCUCUCUGUUACAUACUUUCUUCACCAUGAGUUUGCCAUACUGUGGGCCUAACAAAGUCAACCACUACUUCUGUGAAGGUCCUUCAGUGCGUAGCCUGGCUUGCAUGGAUACCUACCUCAUUGAGAUGGUAGACCUGGUCUUGAGUGUUUUUGUGGUUGUUACCCCCAUUUCCCUCAUUGUGGCCUCCUAUGUUCAUAUUGCCAAGGCAAUUCUCAAGAUCAAGUCAACCCAGGGACGCUGCAAGGCUUUCUCUACCUGUGCCUCCCACCUGACUGUGGUCACAUUCUUCUAUGGUCCAUCUACUUACAUCUACAUGAGGCCCAACUCAAGCUACUCUGCUGAGCGAGACAAGCAGAUCUCACUGUUUUACAAUGCCUUCACUGCCUUGCUCAACCCUGUGGUCUACAGUCUGAGAAACAAAGACAUCAAGAGAGCAUUUCUCAAGGUGGUGGGGCAUGGUAGGGUGGACUAGUGAACCAGGAAAUAGGAGAAGCAAAAUUAGAGUGUUCAAUUUUUAAGAAAGGGACAGUGUCUUUAUUAUAUGUAACUGAUCUAUGUGUUUGAACCAACAUAGUAAUUGGUAAGCAGGGCCAACCACUGUGAAACCAUGGUGGCUAUUUUGAUUGAUGGGAUGCACUAAGGUAUAAUUCAAAGCGCCUCAGUAAUUCUACUGGAUUAUACUUGCAGACAUUUAUUAUUAUUAAACAUAUUUUAUUCAUUCUUUGGAAA
Molecule: messenger RNA, 1358 nt
Organism: Microtus ochrogaster (prairie vole)
Lineage: Eukaryota; Metazoa; Chordata; Mammalia; Rodentia; Cricetidae
Product: olfactory receptor 2A12-like
Exons: 2
Coding region: 157-1101 (314 amino acids)
Biological process (GO): G protein-coupled receptor signaling pathway
Cellular component (GO): membrane
Molecular function (GO): G protein-coupled receptor activity; olfactory receptor activity
Source: RefSeq, a predicted model, not a curated record